AUGUCAUUUACGACAUCGGCAGCAACUGCACUAUGGACCGCGCUUAAAGAUGACACGCACGAUGGGGACGGAAAGCCGAGGUUGUCAGAUCCGAGGGCAGAACAGCGUGACCUGUAUACACAAUUUGUGAUCAGCUUUGCGCUCGGUCUGGGGGCCUUCAUAACUUUCUGCAUAUUACGCCCUAAAUGGACUGAGCUGUAUGCAGCGCGGAGACAACAAAGAUGCGCUGCUUCGCGGCUACCGGAGUUGCCGGACAGCUUUUUCGGAUGGAUCCCAGUGCUGCAUCGCAUAACAGACGAGGAAGUGCUCUACUCGGCUGGUCUUGAUGCAUAUGUCUUCCUUUCCUUUUUUAAAUUUGCUAUUCGAUUCCUGCUCGCCGUAUUUGCCUUCGCGGUAGCCAUUAUUCUUCCCAUACAUUACGCAUUCAUCGGAGAGUAUGGAGUUCCCGGUUGGGACAAAAACGACCCACCUGGCAAUGAUACGACAAGCGGGAUAGGAGAGUUUUUCAAGGACAAAGACAAGAACAAAACUAAUUACUCCUACCUCUGGAUAUACGUCAUUUUCACCUACAUCUUCAGUAGCUUGGCCGUGUAUCUUCUGCUUCAGGAAACGAAGAAAAUCAUUCGCACUCGACAAACCUAUCUCGGCAGCCAAACCAGCACAACGGAUCGUACUAUCCGGCUCUCUGGCAUUCCGCGUGACAUGGCAUCAGACGAUAGUAUCAAGGAAUUUGUGGAGGGACUGAAAGUAGGAAAAGUGCAGAAUGUCACCCUGUGCCGACGGUGGCGUGAGUUGGAUAAUCUCAUUGAUGAAAGGAUGGAGAUUGUUCGAGAAUUGGAACGGGCUUGGACAAAACAUAUGGGAUACAAGCGCCCACGAAAUGAUGGUAAUACGCUACCGCUCACGCGCCAGCCCCCGUACGCUACACUUUCGAGUCUACCCUUAGAAGAGGACCAUGAACAUUCCCAACUACUCCCGGAAAGCGAGCGCGAACACAUCUCGGCAUAUAGCGACGAGCGCCCCAAAGUUCGUGUCUGGUAUGGCCCAUUGAAACUCCGAUACCGAUCGAUUGAUGCCAUCGACUAUUAUGAGGAAAACUUGCGAAAGAUCGAUGAGCAAAUCCAGACUGCUAGGGAGAAGGAGUAUACCUCCACCGAGAUCGCCUUUGUCACAAUGGAAUCAAUUGAGGCGUCUCAGACGCUGGUCCAAACAAUUCUUGACCCUCACCCGAUGCAAAUGUUUGCUCGACUCGCGCCGGCACCAGGUGACGUUAUCUGGAAGAAUACCUAUCUUUCUCGUACCCGCCGCAUGGUCCAGUCAUGGUCUAUCACGCUCGUCAUCGGGUUCCUGACGGUCUUCUGGUCUGUUCUCUUGCUUCCUAUUGCAACUCUACUGGAACUAGAAGCUCUCCACAAGAUCAUUCCACAACUUGCAGAAUUUUUGGCAAUGCACCCUUUCUUAAAGUCGCUGGUCCAGACUGGUCUGCCAACUUUGGCAUUCUCCCUGUUAACCGUUGCCGUUCCAUACCUAUAUGAAUGGCUAUCGAAUCACCAAGGAAUGAUGUCGCGCGGGGAUGUUGAACUUUCUAUCAUCUCGAAGAACUUCUUCUUCUCUUUCUUCAACAUGUUUCUUCUCUUCACGGUGUUUGGUACAGCAAGUGGAUUUUACGGCUUUUGGGAAAACUUGCGGGAUGCCUUCAAGGAUACCACAACCGUUGCACUUGCGCUUGCCAAUUCCCUGGAAGGCCUAGCGCCAUUUUACAUCAACCUAUUGAUUCUGCAGGGUCUUGGUCUAUUCCCUUUCCGACUUUUGGAGUUUGGAAGUGUUGCUUUGUAUCCACUCAACUUCCUUCGGGCCCGAACACCCCGAGAAUUUGCAGAGCUGUCCACGCCACCCAAGUUCAGCUAUGGAUUCUCCAUCCCACAGACCAUUUUGGUCUUGAUCAUCUGCGUUGUCUAUAGCGUGUUCCCCAGCUCCUGGCUGAUCUGCCUGUUCGGUCUGGUCUACUUUUCCAUCGGGCAAUUCAUCUACAAGUACCAGCUUCUCUACGCCAUGGACCAUCAACAACACUCGACUGGUCGUGCCUGGCCAAUGAUCUGCAACCGAGUUUUUGUGGGACUGGUUGUAUACCAGCUCGCCAUGAUCGGCGUAUUGGCGCUACGCAAAGAUAUCACUCGCCCUCUGCUCCUUGUACCUCUUCUGGGCUUUACCGUCUGGUUCAGCUACUGGUUCGGACGGAAUUAUGAGCCACUCAUGAAGUUCAUUGCUUUGAAGAGUAUUGAUCGCAACCUCCCUGGCGGCGGAGACAUCUCUCCCUCUCCAUCAUCCACGCUUUCACCACCUUCGGGUUUAGACCGUGAUGCGGCACCUAUUCGCAUAGGGGGCCGUGAGCUCGAACUGCGACUGAAGAAAUAUGUCAACCCGAGUCUGAUUGUUCCCCUCCAUGGUGCUUGGCUGCCAGGACGGAAUCCUGCUCAAGGCAAUGGCGGCUCCGCAUUCGAGGUCCACCAGACUCGGAAUGACAUCAGUCCAUGA
Molecule: messenger RNA, 2535 nt
Organism: Penicillium waksmanii
Lineage: Eukaryota; Fungi; Ascomycota; Eurotiomycetes; Eurotiales; Aspergillaceae
Product: putative DUF221 domain protein
Exons: 4
Coding region: 1-2535 (844 amino acids)
Cellular component (GO): plasma membrane
Molecular function (GO): calcium-activated cation channel activity
Source: RefSeq, a predicted model, not a curated record